UAUUUUGUUAUUUACAUGAUUCUUUUUGUAAAAUGUCAGGCAGUGGAACUUGAAAGGUUGGCUGUUUAUCUCGACUCUGAUAUAAGUUCAUGGUAUGUUGAUAAACCAUGGGAAGAUUUGCUACCGUCAGAAUGGGCUCAGAUUUUCAAAUUUGGCACAAAAGAUGGAAAACCUGCUGCUGGUACUUUGGAGAAGCAUUCUUAUGUUCUGCAACCAGUGAGUGGAAAUGCAAUGUAUUCAAAAGAGCGUCAAAAUUUAUCUGCUAGUGGCGAUCAACCAAUGCAGAAAUCGACUGUGAAUUUAGAUGAUGUCACUCUCUGCUUGUCAAUGAAUGGUUAUCGGGAUUUGUUAAAAUUAGCUGAUAAUUUUGCGGCCUUCAAUCAAAGAUUAAAAUAUGCCCACUAUCGUCCACUUACUUCAUUGAAAACAGAUCCAAGGUCUUGGUGGAAGUAUGCCUACAGAGCAGUUUCUGACCAGAUGAAGGCGGCGAGUGGUAAAUUAUCAUGGGAGCAUGUCCUGCGAUAUGCAAGAUUACGCAAGAAAUAUAUAUCUUUGUAUGCUAGUCUGCUUAAAUCGGAUCCUGAUCGGAUAAUAGUUGAUGAUAACAAAGAGAUUGAGGAACUAGAUCGUGAGCUUGAUAUUGAAGUCAUUCUUCAGUGGAGGAUGCUGGCCCACAAGUUUGUGGAGCAAUCGAUGGGGUCAGAUCUCUACCAAAACAAGCAACAAGCAAAGAAAUCAUGGUGGUCAUUUGGAUGGACCAACCAACCUGUCAAAGAUGAGAAUGUACCAGGAACUUUGACUGAAGAAGAUUGGGAGAGAUUAAAUAAUAUAAUUGGAUACAAGGUAGGUGAGGAUGAACAAUUGUUGAUCCAUGACAAGGGUGAUGUGCUCCAUAUUGCAUUGGAGGUUCACAUGAAACACAAUGCUUCAAAGCUUAUUGAUUCUAAGGAGUGCCUUGCUGAUCUAUCCUGUGAUAAUCUUGAUUGCUACAUAAAGCUUUAUAAAGAGGCUAAAAUUUUUGAUAUAAAAUUGGGAUCAUACAGACUGUUAUCUCCGAAUGGUCUUCUUGCUGAGAGUGAAAGUUCUUACGAUUCAUUAUUUGGUGUCUUCUGCUAUAAGCCUUUUGAUGCUGAUGUAGAUUGGAGCUUUGUUGCCAAAGCUUCACCCUGUUAUGUGACUUACUUGAAGGAUUCCAUUGAUCAAAUUAUUAACUUUUUUCAAAGCAACGUUGCUGUAAGUCAGACUAUAGCUCUGGAAACUGCUUCUGCAGUGCAGAUGACAAUUGAUGAAGUCAAGCGUACGGCAGCUCGACAAGUUAACAAAGCAUUAAAGGAUCAUGCCAGGUUCCUUUUGGAUUUGGAUAUUGCAGCGCCCAAAAUUACUAUACCCACUGAAUUUUGUCCAGAUAGUAUUCACCCUACUAAGCUUCUACUUGACUUGGGAAAGUUAGUGAUUCGUACAAAGGAUGAUGCUGAAUAUGCUUCACCUGAAGAGAUGGGUAUGUACUUCCAAUUUGAUCUUGUUUUGAGUGAUGUAUCGGCUUUCCUGGUUGAUGGUGACUAUCACUGGAGCCAAGCUUCUCUGAACAGAACUGAUUGUUCCUCAAAGUCUAGUGUUCUUAGUUUUCUGCCUGUUAUUGAUAAAUGUGGGGUAUUUCUAAAGCUUCAGCAGAUUCGAUCACAAGUUGCCUCCUUUCCUUCAACAAGGCUGGCUUUGAGGCUACCCUCUGUGGGUGUACAUUUUUCUCCUGCUCGUUAUCAUCGGUUAAUGCAAGUAGCAAAGCUUUUUCAAGGCAAGGAGGGCUAUCAGGCUGACCUUGUGUGUCCUUGGGAUCAAGCUGAUUUUGAAGGGUGGUUGUAUCAUCUUACAUGGAAGGGUGUUGGAGGUAGAGAAGCUGUAUGGCAAAAAAGAUAUUUCUGCAUAGUUGGACCUUUUCUGUACCUGCUAGAAAACCCUGGUUCUAGAUAUUAUAAGCAUCGUUUCAGCCUACGAGGGAAACAGCUAUAUCAAGUUCGUGCUGGCACUAUUGACAACGUGGAACAUGUAUUGGCUGUUUCCGAUGCUGAACGCUCCAAUUUUAAGGUUGUGGAAGAUGCAAAUGCUCUCAUUUUACGUUGUGACUCUGAAAAUGAAAGGAAGAUUUGGCAAAGAUACCUUCAGGGAGCCAUUUAUCGUGCAUCAGUGCCUACUCCCAUCAUUGGUCUAACUGAAACCUCGUCAGAUUCAGAUGAUUCUGAAAUUGACAACCAUGAUUUAAUGGACUCGUCAAAGACGGAGACUUUGUUUUUGACAGGGGUACUUGAUGAGCUCAAGAUACAUUUCAAUUAUAGUAGCCAGAAUGAUCAGAACUUUACGAAGCUGCUUCUUGCGGAGGAGAAGCGCUUAUUUGAAUUUCGAGCAAUUGGUGGGCGGGUUGAACUCUCGAUUAGAUCAAACAAUAUGUUCAUUGGUACAGUUCUUAAAGCCUUGGAGGUUGAAGACUUAGUUUGCUGCAAGGGGACGUCUCAAGUCUGUUUCCUGGCGAGAGCAUUCAAUAAGAAUGCAGACACGUCUUCCCUUUUGGGUGAUACUGAGAUUCCAACACACACCAGCAAUGACUCAAAUCAGUGUGAAGGAGAUGAUGAGUUCUAUGAGGCAUCGGAGAAUCUAAAUGAUUCAGUGGAUAGUCCCAUGUCACCAGCUGAUGCAGUGGAGUAUGCAAGUUCUCAAAAUAUUUCGCAAUUAGGUAGCUCAGCCUUGAAAGCCCCAAGUUUUACUCGCAUUGCUGGUCUACUGCCUUCUGAUGUUACUCACACUGAAGCUGGUGGCAUGGAAGUUACUGAUACCCUAGACAGUUUUGUCAAAGCUCAAUUUGUCAUCUUUGACCAGAAUUCGCCCCUUUACACUAAUGUUGAUAAUCAGGUGGCUGUGACCCUCUCCACCUUGUCAUUUUUUUGUCGUAGGCCCACUAUACUUGCCAUCAUGGAGUUUGCGAAUUCUAUUAACACUCAGGAAGAAAGCUGUGAAUCUUUCAGUGAUGCUUCCUCAUCAGCGGUUGCUUCAAAUGAUAUGUCCAAGGAGAAUACACAUGAUGGUCAGUCGGGUGCAGUUGAGGAACCUGUAGUCAAAUCUUUGUUGGGAAAGGGAAAAUCUAGAGUCGUUUUCUAUUUAAAGUUGAAUAUGGCUCGUGCUGAGAUUUUGUUGAUGAAGGAAAAUGGCUAUAAGCUUGCUACUUUAUCUCAAGAUAAUUUUCUUACUGAAAUUAAGGUGUUUCCUUCCUCUUUUAGUAUAAAAGCAUCCCUCGGAAAUCUUAGAAUAAGUGAUGACAGUCUUCAUAGCAAUCAUAUGUAUUUCUGGGCAUGUGACAUGAGGAAUCCGGGUGGAAAGUCAUUUGUGGAGCUGGUAUUUUGUUCAUAUAGUGCUGGUGAUGAAGACUAUGAAGGUUAUGAUUAUAGCCUUCAUGGGCAGCUGUCGGAAGUGCGCAUCGUUUAUUUGAAUCGUUUCCUUCAAGAGGUUAUCAGUUACUUCAUGGGUCUUGUUCCUAGCAAUCCAAAGGAUGUUGUCAGAAUGAAAGAUCAAGGGACAAACUUGGAGAAGUGGUUUACAAGAAGUGAAAUUGAAGGCUCACCUGCAUUGAAGUUGGAUCUUUCCCUUAAAAAGCCAAUCAUAUUAAUGCCUCGGAGGACAGAUAGCCUUGAUUAUUUAGAGCUCGACGUAGUUCAAAUCACUGUCCAGAACACCUUUAGAUGGAUUGGAGGGAGCAAAAGUGAACUGAAGGCUGUACAUGUGGAAAUAUUACAAGUUCUUGUUGAAGAUAUCAAUUUAAAUAUUGGCUUGGGAUCAGAAUUGGGUGAAAGCAUAAUACAAAACGUCCAGGGUGUUUUUAUAGUCAUUCAUAGGUCACUUCGCGACUUGUUGCAUCAAAUUCCCAGUACAGAAGUUUCUGUUAAGAUUGAAGAACUGAAAGCUGCUUUAUCUAACAAAGAGUAUGAAAUGAUAACAGAAUGUGCACAAGCUAAUAUUUCAGAGACUCCAAAUAUUGUUCCUCCUUUGAAAGAUGAGCCCUCAUCGCCAUCAGUUGAUGUGUCAGGACAAGUCAUUUCUCAAGUUUUAGAUUCUACAAAAUCAGGAACUCAAUACAGGGAAACAUGGAUUGCCACUAAGAUUUCUGUUGAUAUAGAUUUGGUUGAACUCUCUCUUCACUAUGGUGUAACUAGGGAUGCCUCUCUUGCCACCGUGCAGGUGAGUGGUGUAUGGCUUCUGUACAAAUCUAAUACAAUAGGGGAAGGUUUUCUAUCGGCUACACUGAAGGAUUUUACUGUAACUGAUGAUCGUGAAGGUACAGAGCAGGAACUCAGGUUGGCCAUUGCGAAGCCUGAUAUGAUUGAGUAUACCCCUUCACAAUCUGUGACUCACAAAAUGGAUUAUAAUGUAGUUGACAUCAGUAUAUUGGAAAAUGCAAGAAAGCUUGUCCCAACAAUGCUUAUACUUGAUGCAAGAUUUAGUGAUGAUUCAACAUUUAUUUCUUUGUGCAUCCAAAGGCCGCAAUUGCUAGUUGCUCUUGACUUUUUGCUUGCUAUUGUUGAGUUUUUUGUGCCAACAAUUCGUGUACUGUCGCACGAAGAGAAUGCUAACUCUUUGCGUUCUGUGGAAGCUCUCAUACUUGACCAACCGAUUUUCUGUCAACCCUGUACUGAAUUCUCACUCUCUCCACAAGGACCUAUGGUUGCCGAUGAUGAAAAGUAUGACCUUUUUAUAUAUGACGGGCAAGGUGGAAUUUUGUAUCUAAAAGAUAGAUGGGGACUAAUUCUUAGUUCUCCAAGUACAGAAGCUUUAGUUUACGUGGGAACCGGAAAGAAACUACAAUUUAGAAAUGUUACUAUCAAGAAUGGACUGUACUUAGAUUCGUGCAUUCUACUAGGAUCAAAUAGUAGCUAUUCAGCCUCUGAGAAAGAUAAUGUCGUUUUGGAGGCAGAAAUUGGAACCUCUUCACUUCAUUCUUCAGGAGAGAUUAUUAAUGAUGCCGCAGCCCAAAAUGUUGCUGCUAACAGACCUACAGAGUUGAUUUUCGAAUUACAGGCUAUUGGUCCAGAGCUUACCUUCUACAAUACAUCAAAAACUGCAGCAUCUCGUAUCCUAUCGAACAAACUUUUGCAUGCACAGUUGGAUGCAUGCUGCAGGUAAGCUUCCCUUUCCCACUAGUUU
Molecule: messenger RNA, 5184 nt
Organism: Olea europaea var. sylvestris
Lineage: Eukaryota; Viridiplantae; Streptophyta; Magnoliopsida; Lamiales; Oleaceae
Exons: 28
Coding region: 16-5163 (1715 amino acids)
Source: RefSeq, a predicted model, not a curated record